AUGAUUUACAAGACUUUUUUUUUCGCCCUGGUGGUGGUAUUCCUCCAAUGCGUCCAAGAUGUUGCGUCCUACCUACCCGGGAUGAACCCAACGACCUACAAACGGGGCGACAAGGUGACGAUCAGCGUGAAGAACCUGUCCAGCCGGCGAGCAGUGACAAGCCUGGAUUAUUUCACCUUCCCACUGUGCUCCGCGGAUAACGCAAACAUAGCGGCCGAGGAGGCGCCAAACCUGUUUAAAAUCCUCUCCGGGGACAGCCUCCACAGCGCGUCCAUGGAGACGACAUUCCUCAACGAUACGAAGUGUGCCUUCUACUGUACAAUCUACAUUGACGACAAGGCCUAUGAUAAAUACAAACACCUCAUUCUGUACAAUUAUAAUAUGAUUUAUUCAGUGGACAAUUUGGAUAUCUUUCGCCAGGACCCUCGACGGAAGGGUUCUUACUACACGGGCAUCCCCGUCGGCUACAUCCAGGAUAAAAACUACCUGCUGUACACCUACUUCCAAAUCACCAUCCUGUACAACAACAACGGGGGUCAAUCGGACAAGAACUACAUCGUGGGGUUCGAGGUGGAGCCCAAGAGUGUCGACUUCGAGCAAGACGAUCGGUGCGAGUCCAACCAAGCCACCAUGCUGAUGAAGAAAGGCAAGUAUGUGACAUUCAAAUAUGACAUCAAGUAUGUACAAAGUGAGAACUCCUUUCAAAACAGAUCAGAACACUAUUAUAGGAAUCUCAACGACCAAAGUAUGAUUCACUGGUUUUCCAUUCUGAAUAGUAUUAUCCUGUUUAUCCUCCUCUGGUUCUUCAUAAGUUCGAUCCUUAUCAAGGCCCUACAUAAAGACAUCAAUAAAUAUAACCGACUGAAUACAAACAUAUUUGAGACAGACGAUAUUGACGAUCGUGGAUGGAAGUUAGUCCAUGGAGACGUCUUUAGGAAGCCUAUAAACUCCACCUUCCUCUCAGCUUUUGUCGGCGUGGGAAUACAGAUCAUCUUUAUGAUCCUCGUUUGUGCUCUGAUUCUCCUCAUCGGUGUGUAUAAGUACAGACAGAGGUAUAGAUACAUACAAAUCAUGUUCUUCAUUUGGACCUUCAUCAGUAGCAUUUCUGGAUACGCAUCAUCUCGUCUGUAUAAGCUAUUCAAGAGUAAACAUGUGAAGCUUACCAUCUUUAGGACCUCCCUCAUUUAUCCUGUCAUUUUGUUUAUCCUUUUCUUCCUGAUCAAUCUUGUCCUUCAUUAUGAGCACUCCAACACGGCUAUCUCCUUUUCCUCAUUAACCUUCGUUUGCGUCCUUUGGUUCGGCAUAUCUGUGCCGCUAAUCUGUUUGGGAUCUUACAUUGGGAACAAGAAGAAUCCGAUAGAACUCCCUGUGCGGGUGAAUAACAUCCCAAGACACAUUCCGAAGCAGCCCCUCCUCAAUUCCUUCUUCGCGUCUUGCUUCCUCGUGGGCCUCAUCCUCUUCGCGACCAUGUACACGGAGCUAUUCUUCCUCUUCACGUCCCUCUGGAAAAGCAACGUGUACUACCUCUUUGGGUUCCUCUUCUUGGUGAUUUUCCUGCUCGGACUGCUGAGCGCCCAGCUGUCCAUCGCCCUGACAUACUACACCCUCUCCUGCGAGGACUACAACUGGUGGUGGAAAUCCUUUGUGGCACCGGGGUCAUCAGGACUGUUCUUCUUCCUCUACUCAGUGUAUUACUUCUUCGUCAAGCUAAGCAUCUCCAGCUUUGCUGAAACUUUUAUUUACUUCGCCUACUCGUUUAUCAUGUCCUACACGUGCUUCAUUUACACGGGCACGGCGGGCUUCCUGGCAUCCUUCGUCUUCCUGAGGAAAAUCUACUCCUCGAUAAAGGUGGACUGA
Molecule: messenger RNA, 1857 nt
Organism: Plasmodium inui San Antonio 1
Lineage: Eukaryota; Apicomplexa; Aconoidasida; Haemosporida; Plasmodiidae
Exons: 7
Coding region: 1-1857 (618 amino acids)
Biological process (GO): protein localization to membrane
Cellular component (GO): membrane
Source: RefSeq, a predicted model, not a curated record